Penicillium digitatum Pd1 is the source of this 2712-nucleotide messenger RNA. RefSeq names its product 40S ribosomal eS19 domain-containing protein. The record is from RefSeq and is a predicted model, not a curated record. NCBI's taxonomy places the organism in Eukaryota, Fungi, Ascomycota, Eurotiomycetes, Eurotiales, Aspergillaceae. Gene Ontology annotation, molecular function: RNA binding; structural constituent of ribosome. Gene Ontology annotation, biological process: translation; ribosomal small subunit assembly. Gene Ontology annotation, cellular component: ribosome; cytosolic small ribosomal subunit.
AUGGGGUCCGACGCUAUCUCCGCCCUCUAUGACUCUCUGAGGUCUCAAUCCAAGCCAUCAAGUGUCGCGCCUGUCCUGCGAUUCUUUCACUCGGUGUGCGCGGCCGCCCAAAACCAUUCUUUUUCCUCCGUCGCCAGCUCUUUCCGCGGCCUCUGCCGCAAUGACAAUGUAAAUUGGGGUCAGGUUGUGUUUUUAACCACCUGUGUAAUCGCCAUGACUGGAUGUGGAUUUUUGUCGUCGCUAGUAAGACCCAGGCGGCUAGGGUCGAAGACCUCUCGUGGGCAACGCUCCGCCGCUCGCAAGAGCUCGACCAAAUCUUCGAAGACUCUGAGCUCCUCGGAGGAGGACGAUUAUGAAGAUGAAGACUACGAUAGCAACGCCUCAUUGCGACAUGGAACCAAUCCCAAUUACAAAGCGAAAGAUUGGCCAUCGGACACUCAGCAGCAAAGCUCUGAUGCAUUUGAAACCGACCCGGGCAUUCUCAGGAAAUUUACCACAUUCAACUCUUACACUACAUCGGUAGCUACCUAUCCCGCUAUUCGCACCUUCUACAGCCCACAUCCACACCUAGCUCGACUCCCGACCAAACCAACUCCUGUCCCACUGAUCGUGGUUGUUCAUGGGCUAGGCGGGUCGCUUGCACAAUUCCACCACCUCUUGACCAGUCUUUCCAAUAUCGCUUCAUGCUUCGGUAUUGAUUUGCCCGGGUGUGGACUAUCCAAGUUUGCGCCUACGGAUUGGAAUGCUUACACUGUGGAAGCUCUGUCCGAACUAUUGGCCGAAGCUAUUGAUCAACACCGGGACCGGGCAUCUGGCCAGGAAAUCAUUCUAGUGGGACACAGUCUCGGAUGUUCCUUGUCUGCCCUCUUGGCAUCAUCGACAUCGUCUAUUGGUGCAAAGGUGAAAGAGCACAUAAUCGGCCUUGUUGCUGUGUGCCCUCGAGCCGAGCCUCCAUCAGCAGAAGACGCUACCAAGUUUCGCCGCGCGCUCUAUAUUCCUGAUCCCAUUUUCGAUCUUUGGCGUCGCUGGGAUAGACGUGGAGGCGAACAGAGUGCUAGUGUUAUGCGGAUGGUCGGCGUCGCUGCCGACGUGGAAACACGACAUCUCCAGGUGCGCUUCAACAAGCAAAGUCGGACGCCUGUUUGGCGACGCAUGGCGUGGGGCACACUUCCGAUCUACGAAAAUGGCGGCCAUCCGAUUGGUGGACUUCCCGGCCAACAGGUCUGGGCAGGAAUCCGCGUGCCAGUUCUGUUGGUCGCGGGAGAGACGGAUUCUGUGACUAAACCGGCGGAGGUGCAGAUGCUUCUGAAAUUCUUUGGUGAUGCUUCAGCCCAUACCACGAUUGACACCAAAGAUAGCAGCAUCAUCCCAGACGCUUCGCGAGUCCAUGACCAAAUGUCAACUCCAGUCGGCAACCUCGUCAAUGAGAAUGUGUUUGGUGUGCAGGUCUCCGAGAAGUAUCUGGAGAUUGGCCAGCGGAAGCGAGUGGUCAAAUCGGCAAUUUUGCCGGCCGCAUCUCAUGCACUGCUCUACGACCGAGCAACCUAUCGCACCCUUGCGGGGAUUAUCCAGGAUUUCCUCUCGUCAAAUGUUGACAAGCGUCUCGGUCUGGGCUGGCAAUUGCAGCACAUGAAUACAUCUGGAAAGUGGGAUGUCAAGAACCUCGCCAAAUGGAAAAAAGUUGCCCCGGUCUCGGAACGAAUUGCCAACACAUUUGCCGCGCUCAAGAUGUUGCGCGAGGUUGACGAGGAACACAACCCUGCGACUUUCUCCGCGAAGUACCGUGAUCGCAUCUACGCCGUGAUAGACAUCAGUCAUGAAAGCCCAGUCUACAACCCGACCGAAUUGGAGAAGGGUGGGAUUUGCUACUAUAAGCACCCGACUAUAUCCAAGAUUCCUCCGACUCCAGACGAGACACGCGACUUCAUCGCCUUGGUCAAUAGCAUUCAAAAAGACAUUGAUAAGAAGAUGGAGCAGCGUACGGAAGAAGAGAAGCUUUUGCCACGUCCAGUGGUCGGCGUUCAUUGCCACUAUGGCUACAACCGCACCGGGUUUAUGAUCGCUUGCUAUUUGAUCGAGCAUCUUGGUUUUGGUGUGCAAGAUGCCAUUGACGAGUUCAACCGGUGCCGACCUCCCGGCAUCCGCCAUGGUCAUUUUAUUGACACUCUAUUUCGACUCUUCGACUUCGACCCUGCCCACCUCGACGCCCAACGCCUCUCUCUCUCUAAUCCCUACCCUUCGACCCCUCGACAAGUCGCCAAAAUGGGUGGUGUUACCGUUCGCGAUGUGGACGCGCAGAAGUUCAUCUCUGCCUACUCUGCUUUCCUGAAGCGUCAGGGAAAGCUCCCCAUCCCCGGAUGGGUUGACACUGUCAAGACCUCUGCUUCCAACGAGCUUCCUCCCCAGGAUGCUGACUGGUUCUACGUCCGCGCCGCCGCCUGUGCCCGUCACAUCUACAUGCGCAAGACCGUCGGUGUCGGUCGUCUUCGCAAGGCCCACGGCUCCACCAAGAACCGUGGCUCCCGCCCCGCCCACCACGUCGAUGCCUCCGGCUCCGUCGACCGCAAGGCCCUCCAGGCUCUUGAGAAGAUCGGUGUCCUCGAGACCGAUGAGGAGAAGGGUGGUCGCCGCAUCACUCAGAGCGGUCAGCGUGAUUUGGACCGUAUUGCCAAGACCACCGUCGACGAGGAGGAGGAGUCUGAUGAGGAAUAA